AUGCAAGCUACCACCGAGCGCGAUACCGAGGGAAGAAUAAAUCACCCUAUGACCGCUGCCACUCCUAGUCGUAUUCCUAAGACCAUCAAUGAGCAAAUAUAUGUCUGCGCCGGUGAUUUACGCGCUCUCGACCGCCUCACCAUUGUGCUCAACUUCCCCAAAGUGCAGAAAAUUGACAUUCAGGUCCUCACCGAUCACCCCGAGUAA
Molecule: messenger RNA, 207 nt
Organism: Tuber melanosporum (Perigord truffle)
Lineage: Eukaryota; Fungi; Ascomycota; Pezizomycetes; Pezizales; Tuberaceae
Exons: 3
Coding region: 1-207 (68 amino acids)
Source: RefSeq, a predicted model, not a curated record